Messenger RNA from Erigeron canadensis, 1165 nucleotides. RefSeq lists its product as uncharacterized. Lineage: Eukaryota; Viridiplantae; Streptophyta; Magnoliopsida; Asterales; Asteraceae. The record is from RefSeq and is a predicted model, not a curated record. The transcript has a single exon. Bases 76 to 1068 code for a protein of 330 amino acids.
UAAUCCAUCCAUCCACUCAAUCACUCUCCAAAAUAAAAAACAAGAAAACACUCUCAUCCCCGUCACGCAACCACCAUGUCAUCACCGUCAACACCAGCUCACACACUGAACCUGAUCGGCGUGUUAUCAGAAUCCAAAAAAAUAAUCAACUCCCACUCCCGUCACUUCCUCGCUUUAUCUCUCAUCUUCUUACUCCCUCUCUCUUUCUCUCUCAUCAUUUUCCCCACUCUCUCCCCCCCACAAAACGACAUCGUUUCAACCCAAUUCAUCAUCACCCCAGUCAACAACCCCCUCCCAAAUCACCCUCACAUCCACAUAUACAUAUACACAUACAUUCUCUAUAUCUAUAUCUCCCUUAUUUCCGCUACUGCCACUAUCACCUACAGCACCUUCCACGGCUUUUACGGUAGACCUGUUAAGGUUUUUCCCGCUCUUAAAUCAUUGUUUUUUACCUUUUUCCCUUUACUUUCUACUGUAAUUUCAGCUCAGCUUAUUUUAUUUUUAAUCGUUUUAUCCUUUGGCCUUUUUAUUACUGUCUUUGUUAAGUUAUCCGAAAACCUAGGGUUUGUUAUCGACUACGGUUCGUUUUACUUUACCGUAGUUUUCGCUAUAUUAGUGACUGCUUUAGCUUUGUUGCUACUCUAUUUUGUCAUGACAUGGUCUUUAGCUUUCGUAAUUGUUGUUGCGGAGUGGAAAUGGGGGUUUGCUCCGUUACGGAGGAGCUCGUAUCUAGUAAAAGGGAUGAGGAGCGUUUCUUUAUCGGUGAUUUUGUUGUUUGGCGGUUUGAUUGGGGUUUGGGUUUGGAUGAAUUCGAACGACGUGUUGCAUUUUGAUGUUGUUGAUGGAUGGAGGAGUUGGCCGUUUGUAUUGCAGUUGGUUAUUGGGACGAGUAUGUUGACUUUGUUUUUGCUUCAUAGUAUGUCCGCAAAUACAGUUUUGUAUAUGUAUUGCAAGGCGUUACAUGGUGAAUUGGCGAUUGAGAUUGCGCAGGAGUUUGCUAGAGAGUAUGUUAGUUUGCCGUUUGAUGAUGACAAGGUUCCUCAUGUUGUUACUGUUUUUCCUGCUUAAGGAUUGAUAUAUUGUUGUUCAUGAUAUCUGGAAUAACGGUUUAUGUAUAGUACAUUUGAAUGUUGGAUUUGAAAUACAACUUUGCUUUUGAGAAUUA